AUAUCCUUAAAAUAGUAUUGAAACAUAAUACAAAUAUCAAAUUACAUGUUAACACGUGUGUGUUUUAAACCACUAAAUCAUUCGUAUAUACCGUUUUUGUCAGCUUUGUAAGUGGAUAAAACUUUGCAGUUUAAAUGAGAACAAAGAAAAAAUGAUGGCAAAGCGAAGGUGGUUUUUGGCGAUAGUCUUUACCACGAUACUGUUCCACGUGUUCUUGAUCACCAACAAGUGGUCCGGAGUUCAUUCAAACCAAGCAAGUGUAAGGAUGCGAGCGUAUUCGCCUAAAGCUACAUCGGUACUCGGAGCGGCUGACCUGGCUUAUUCACCAGCCGCUGACGGUACUAAUUCUAUAGACGCAAUCACGAAAGGUUAUCUAAAACAUAUCAAAGGCAAAUUCGAUUACAUGAAGUCUCCGUUUAUUGACCCAAAGCUUAAUAUUAAUACUUCUGAAGCAUUCAAUCUUCAUAAUAUUUUAUGGUGGAACCCACCGAGAUGGAUGAACGACUGGAUUGAAGAAACAGACGAACGCCGGUGUUCGUAUACAAACUGUAAGGUCACUACAGACAUAUCAACCCUUAAUGGAAGUAGUGCGGUGGUAUUUUCCGUUGCCGACUCAGGUAUGGGGAGUCGACCCCCUCUGACCUCAAAUGAGAGAAAUCCAAACCAAGCUUGGAUAUUCUACACAUUGGAGUCUCCCUAUAAUAUUUUGUGGCAACAAGACCAUAAACGCCCCGAAUGGUUGAACGUGUUCAACUGGUCUUGGACGUACAAACCGGAUUCAGACAUAUUCCAUCCAUACGGUAUUUUGCAGACAAGAGAUAUGCCAUUACAGAGAAACUAUAGCGAAAUUUUCCGAAAGAAGACGAAACUAGCCGCUUGGGCGGUAAGUAACUGUGAUACCGUAAGUAAAAGGGAUAAAUAUGUUGAGAUGGUAAAUAACUUUUCAAGUGACGGGAAUGCGUCUAUCGUUGACAUAUUCGGGACAUGUAAAGGAGCAUUGUAUAAACCAAGUGAAGACCAGUUUGAAAAAAUUCUUGAUGAAAAUUAUAAAUUCUAUCUCGGGUUUGAGAAUUCAUUUUGCCCGGGUUACAUUACAGAAAAGUUCUUUAUGUACUAUAAACGAGACGUUAUAACAAUCGUCCGCGGCAUGGGCGAGUAUGAAAAAUACUUUCCAAAAGGGUCUUUUCUCAACACAAAAGACUUCCCGAGUCCGGGAGAAUUAGCAAAAUUUAUAGUAAAUCUCGCAGCGGAUGAAGAAAGGUACAUUGAAUACCUUAAGAUGAAAGACAGAUUUUCUGUAGAAGAACGACGAUUUAUGUACCAAGACGCGGUAUGUAGUAUAUGUCAUAAACUUAACAACAUUGAAGAAUACAGAAAGACAAUAGUUGAUUUAAAUGAAUUUCUAGGAACAUGUGUUCAACCAAAGGACGUAUAGAAUAGUUAUCAUUAUUAUUUAGGCAUCAUAAAAGAAAAACUUUCAAAAUUAUGAAUUUUGAUGCGCAAACGCCUAGCAUGAUGUGUAGCAUGAAACAUGCAUUAAUUGUUAUGCCAUUUCAAAAUAGUUUUAUUUCGGACAGAAACAUGUUUGUCUUACUAUUAUAUUUAUUCCUGACAUAUUUAAGGUGGGACUUCGUGGGUUAAACAUGUAAAAUAAAGAGACACGAACAGAAAUAUAUAAGGUAAAAAUAAGCAAUACUGUACAUUAUUAAGGAUUUUAUUGAUCAAUGUCUAACAACCUCCUCAUCUGAUUCUUAUAUUAACGUAAAGCAAAUAUAACGGUUUCGUCAUCACAGGUGCCGGACCAAAUAUUAUCUCUUCUGUAUUGAGUGAUAUGCUGCAUGGCUUAACAAAAUAACUGUCAAUUCCUGGCUUCGAUGUCACGAAAUUACUUAAGUCAUUUCCAAUUCUCAAUUUUAUCUCAUUGCACCAAAUGGUAUGAUUCAACGUUAGAAAUGUUUCAUUAUAUUCCUUAGCUUUAUCUUUAUGUACAUUAUUGUUUCUGCUUAAUCAGUUCACAUGCUUGCUUCUGGCUAAUCGGGAUUGUAAAAGUUUAUGACCUGGUAUUAUGAAUAUAAAUACAAUGUGUCAAAAUGGUUUUGUCAUAUCACAAUAUAGUUUAUUUACUAUAGAAAAUGUGUUCUAUUUCACUAAGUUCACAAAGGUGUUCGUUAGUUAAGAUAAGCAAUAAUUUGCAGUUUAUUGAUUUCACUCGCUAGCGGCUCAAGAGUCCACAGGUCUGCAAAACUCCACUAGAGUAGGCUAUAACAUCCAGGAUCGAAUACAAUACACUAUUGAUACCCUACUAUACACGUUCAGAAGCGCAUGUGCUUGUUUCCGUGUCAUUCACAAUGGUCAACAUGACAUUUCGGAGAUUGGUUCCUGCUCAUUGAGAUAGAAAAAACUGCAAAUUGAUUCAUGUUAAGAUUAGUUACGAUUGCAUAUCAGAUAACAAUAAGCAAUAUUGCACAUAAAUGAGGAUUUUAUUGGUCAACAGGGAACUGAUUUUUAUAUUAACGGAAGGAGUAUUAUGGUUUCGUCAUCACAGAUGUAUGACGGAUAUAACUUGUUUCCAUCUUUUUUAGACUUUAGUGACGUACCUUUGCUUAGCUUAAAAACACUAUAAGUUCCUUACCACGACCGCAUUUAUGUCAUCUAUCAUUCUCAUCAUCGACUUAUUGUUCCAUGAUGAUUCAAAAUUAUAAAUAUUUUACUCUACCAAGUACCCUUAUGCCUUACAUUCGUUCAUACUUUGUAUUCUCGUUUGUCGGUUGAUUAACCUUGCUUCCUGCAGUUCGCAAUACAGUAAAUAAGAGCCCAAUUUUGUUUUUGUCUAAUUACAAUGCAUUAUGACCCUCAGUGGUGUGUACUAUCUCUUAAAAGGUGUACCUUUUUAUCUAUAAAUGCUCCAGCGAGUGUUUGUUUGUCUUUGCAUGCUUCUUGUUUGUGUUUUUUUAUGUUCUAUGUCUUUGGCGUUUACCCAGUGCCAUUAAACCGGGUUUAUAUUUAAACCUUUUGCUACUGAGCUUGUCUCUGUAGUUUUUCGCAUAUAUAUUUGUAUUGAUAUUGUUUUGCAAUUGUUCAAUAUGGACUUUCAUCGUAACGAAAUGUAUAACUGUUGUGUUUGUAAGCUUUUAUCCGUAUGUUUUGUGAUCACCACGUCGGACAUGUGGGUUUUCUGGGGGUAAUCCGGUUUCUUCCACAAAAUAAGAACACAGUUUCGGGCACCAUCGUGUCAACGAGACUGACUUUGCAUAAAUUUCUUCACAGCCGUACAAGUCAUUGAGAAUCUAUAAGAGAAAAAUACCAGCACUUUCUUUUAUAAAAUAUGCAAUAAACAGUAUUUCCUUAAA
Messenger RNA from Mya arenaria, 3350 nucleotides. Its product is annotated as alpha-(1,3)-fucosyltransferase C-like. The record is from RefSeq and is a predicted model, not a curated record. Bases 152 to 1435 code for a protein of 427 amino acids. Gene Ontology annotation, molecular function: alpha-(1->3)-fucosyltransferase activity. The transcript has 2 exons. NCBI's taxonomy places the organism in Eukaryota, Metazoa, Mollusca, Bivalvia, Myida, Myidae. Gene Ontology annotation, cellular component: membrane.